AUGCUGACUGCCACUGCCCUGGCACUGCUGAUGCUGGUGGCAGUGGCUGCAUUUCUCAUUGGCCUGCCCGCAAAUGGAACCCUUGCUGUCUGGAGUUUUGGAGAGUUGGUCAGGAAAUUCAAGAGCUCUAUAUUCAAUCUCCUUAUCCUGGGUCUGGCUGCCUGCAGGUUUCUCCUUCCAUGGCUGACCAGGAUGGACUUAAGCCUGUUUCCAUUUUCCGAGAGCAGACGUUGGUCCCUUCGUCUCAGGGUCUUCUGUGUCCUGAUAAGCCAGCGCAGCCUGUGCAGAAAGAUCACCACUGUUGAGCCCCCUGUCUGCUUGUGGCUGAAAAAGAAGACGAAGACUUAUUGCCUGAGUCUCUGGUGCCUUCUGGGGUGCCACGUGAUUGAUUUGUUGGUUGGAAACAACAGCGUUGUGUACCCCCGUUCAGCAUGGCGCUGUGUGUAUUUAUAUAUGUCACAGCUCAUUCAAGGAAGUGGGGUGCUGUUCAUGGUGCUGCUUCUUUCCUCUGGGAUGCUGAUCGUGUCUUAUAGAUAUCACAGGAAGAUGCAGGUGUGCACACCUGGCAGGCAGGGUGCUCGGGCCAGGGCUCCAAUCACCGCCGUGAGGUCUGGUUGCUUCUCUGUCCGCACGUGCUGGCUGUCCCCCUUUGCUGUCAGCUCCAGGUCUUCCGCUCCUCUUACCUCAGUCUUCAUCUCUGAGACACUCAUGGCUGCUCAUCCCUCUCUUCAUUGAUCAUGGGUGAUUAAUCCCAAGAUGAAGCAGAAUUGCCAGAGAAUCCUGUGGAAGGCAGUGUGUGCUUGGAGGGCCUGGGCCAGAUAA
This is a messenger RNA of Condylura cristata (star-nosed mole), 822 nucleotides long. It is a transcript of the gene TAS2R5, whose product is annotated as taste receptor type 2 member 5. Gene Ontology annotation, biological process: sensory perception of taste; G protein-coupled receptor signaling pathway; detection of chemical stimulus involved in sensory perception of bitter taste. NCBI's taxonomy places the organism in Eukaryota, Metazoa, Chordata, Mammalia, Eulipotyphla, Talpidae. The record is from RefSeq and is a predicted model, not a curated record. Gene Ontology annotation, cellular component: membrane. Gene Ontology annotation, molecular function: bitter taste receptor activity; G protein-coupled receptor activity.